Molecule: messenger RNA, 2585 nt
Organism: Diospyros lotus (date-plum)
Lineage: Eukaryota; Viridiplantae; Streptophyta; Magnoliopsida; Ericales; Ebenaceae
Product: bifunctional dihydrofolate reductase-thymidylate synthase-like
Exons: 13
Coding region: 510-2093 (527 amino acids)
Biological process (GO): dTMP biosynthetic process; tetrahydrofolate biosynthetic process; one-carbon metabolic process
Cellular component (GO): mitochondrion; cytosol
Molecular function (GO): thymidylate synthase activity; dihydrofolate reductase activity
Source: RefSeq, a predicted model, not a curated record
CUCCGCGUCAUCCGUACGUUCGGAUUUUUGUGUUCUUCGCCGCGCUGUCUCUCUCUCUCUCUCUCCUCUCUCUCUUACAGAGCAAAGAGAUUGAAAGCGGUUUUUAGGCUGCUUGUUUUCACAAUGCACUCUUCAUUCCACCGACUCAACACUCAAGACUCACAAUUCGACGAAUUGAGGCCCUAAUUCCGUCCCAAUUCACUCCGCUCUUGCCGAUUUCUGCCCAUUUCCGGUUGAGAUUCCAUCCGCCGCGCGCUUCACUCUCCGAUCGCAAUUGCUAGGAGGGGCUAGCAUAUAAAACGACGUUUUUGCGCUAUUCUUUUUCUAAGUAAAGGAUCGUGAUACAAGAAGAAACAAGCAACCAGGAAGAGACCAGAGGCUGCAACUGCAAAUGCAACUCUACCCCGUGAUGAAAAAAAAAAAAAACCAAACCUCUACUUAGGGAUGGCAAUUUGUACCUGCCCUCCGGGUCCCCACCUGAACCUGCGUGCUCAAGGCUUUUAAUUGUCAUGGCUGGUGAUGCCCUUGUGGAUAUUCCUGAUGCAAACAUCAGCACAAGUCCUGAUCCACGAAGGAGUUACCAAGUUGUUGUAGCUGCAACUCGGAAUAUGGGUAUUGGGAAGGAUGGGAAACUACCUUGGAGCUUGCCUUUGUACCUCAAGUUUUUCAAGGACCUUACUUUGACAACAUUAGCUCCUGUGAAAAAGAAUGCAGUAAUUAUGGGUAGAAAAACCUGGGACAGUAUUCCGCUGGAGCAUCGGCUUCUACCAAAUUACCUUAAUGUUGUUCUAACUCGUUCUGGGAGUUUUGACAUUGCAACUGAAGAAAAUGUCGUUAUUUGUGGAAGCAUAGCUUCUGCUUUGGAGUUGUUAGCAGCAUUUCCUUACUGUUUAUCAAUUGAGAAAGUGUUCGUGAUUGGAGGUGGCCAGAUUUUAAGGGAGAUGCUAAAUGCUCCUGAAUGUGAUGCCAUACACAUUGCCGAAAUUGAGAGAAACAUUGUGUGUGACACUUUCAUCCCUGCUAUUGAUGCUUCUGUAUUUCAUCCAUGGUAUUCAUCCUUCCCCCUGGUGGACACAGAGCAAAACAUUCGCUAUUCAUUCACUACUUAUGUUCGUAUGAUGAACUCUUCAGCUGCACCCCUUUAUGAAACUGGUGAUCAGUCUGUGAGUAGCCUAGUUUCUGGUAAUUUUGAGGUGAAAUUCUCUUUCUUGCCUAAGGUGGUUUUGGAGAAGCAUGAGGAGUAUAUGUAUUUGAGACUGGUUGAAGACAUCAUUUCAAAUGGAACCCUAAAAAAUGAUAAAGCAGGGAUUGGUACAUCAUCAAAAUUUGGUUGCCAGAUGCGGUUCAAUCUUCGAAAAUAUUUCCCACUUCUUACAACUAAGAAAGUAUUGUGGCGAGGUGUUGUUGAGGAGCUACUGUGGUUCAUCAGUGGUUCAACAAGUGCUAAGGUCCUACAGGAAAAAGGCAUUCAUACAUGGGAUGACAGGGCUUCCAGAGACUACCUUGAUAGUAUUGGCUUGGUUGAUAGAGAAGAAGGUGACCUGGGACCGGUUUAUGGAUUCCAGUGGAGACACUUUGGUGCCAGGUACACAAACAUGCAUGCGAACUACACAGGCCAGGGGUUUGAUCAGUUGUUGGAUGUUAUUGACAAAAUUAAGAACAAACCAGAUGACCGCCGGAUUGUGCUGUCAGAUUGGAAUCCCUCUGACCUCAAAUUGAUGGCACUUCCACCUUGCCCUAUGUUUGUGCAGUUCUAUGUGGCCAAUGGGGAGUUAUCAUGUCAAAUGUAUCAGCCAUCUGCUGACAUGGGUCUAGGCGUGCCAUCUAGCAUUGCUUCUUAUUCCCUCUUGACAUGCAUGAUUGCUCAUGUUUGUGACCUUGUUCCUGGUGAUUUUGUACAUGUUAUCGGGGAUGCUCAUGUUUAUUGCACUCAUGUCAGGCCUCUGCAGGAGCAGCUUAAGAAGCUUCCUAAACCUUUUCCAAUUUUGAAGAUCAAUCCUCAGAAGAAGGAUAUAGAUUCCUUUGUGGCAUCUGACUUCUCACUCAUCGGUUACGAUCAUCAGCAGAAAAUAGAAAUGAAAAUGGCAGCAUAGGUUACUGCCAAUCCAGAAAGAUAAAUUGGCAGAUAGUAAAGAGACUUUUCUUUUUGAACAUGUGUGCUCUCAUUUUAAAGGUAGAGCUACCUAGAGGGCUUGUGCAAGACCCAAGUUUUCAAUGCAAAUAAACAAUUGCUAGAGAUAGACCUAAACAUUAUAAUAUACAUAGGAACUGAAAAUCCUUUGGUUCCCCUUUUGGUGGUUCUAAGGUGAUUUAGGCCUUUUCUGGUUUUAAGCUGAUCUAUUAAACUCAGAGGUUUUUUUUUUUUUUUGGGGGGGGGGGGCGCUUGACGUUAACUUAAAAAGAGUUUCUAACUGCUGCGUAAAUGUUCUCUUAAAUUAAGUAAUCAUCUUGUGGAAAUUUAUGUUAUUACCUAGUGUGCUUUCUGGAUUCCGUUAUUCCUAAAUAAACGAUGUCGCAGAAUUGUAUAUAUAUGGAAGGGAGAUGACAGAUUAAUGGAUUCUUGUUUCUAACAGAUUGCUUUGCAG